ACGCCCCGGUUGAUCAUUCCCCAGCCGGAAGUUGGCGGGCUGUUGUCGCAGGUCUCUCCGGCUCCCGGUAACCGUGUCCAGCGGGGCGUUCGGGUGUGUCCGUCCGGCGGGGGAGAGAGACCCGAGGCCUCUGUGCCUGUUCAGGCCGGACGAUGCAGCGGGGAGCAGGAAAUUAUCCCGAGACAGAGCGAGCAGGCUCCCCAUGGGUCGUGCCUCUCCGUGGAAGCACAGUUCACUCUGAUGGAAGGGGAUCCCUCAGACACCGGAGGGAGCUCCCUCUCCCCGGAUCUAACUCCCUGGCACGUGCAGCCCAGAGGGCCGAGGAUCAGCAGAUGAUGUGGGCAGAUGCAAACCCAAAAGUGGUUCCACUUGGCAUGGCACAGAGACGCCGCAUCAGGGAGAUGAGUAAAGCCACUACUGCCUCGGACGGAAGCUGGAAGCAGUGGGAGGAGACACCCCGCAGAUACUUGCAGCAUUUCCAGAGGGAUGUGCGGAAUGCCCUCAGCUACAUUGAGCCCUGGAGGAAUUCUCUCCGUGAGAUCGAGGGCCAUUUUGGAACAGGCAUCCGUUCCUACUUCAGUGUCCACCGCUUUCUGAUUGCCCUGAACUUCUGCUCCUCUCUGCUGCUCUUCGCCCUGGUGGUCACCCCCGUCAUCAUCAAGCAGUCUUCUCACACUGCGAACUCGCCAGACACUCCAUUCCCUCCGGGAAACUGCAGCCGAUAUGAUUACACAGACCCUGGGCUUGUCAGCUUCUACGAGAUGAUCUUGCACCUUCUUUCUGGGACGGGGUUCCUGGAAUUCUCACUGUUGUUUUAUGGGUUUUACCCUGCAGAAGGGCAGGACGAGGGGGGUGUUUGGUACCAGACGCCCCUCGCCUACAUCCUCACUGUUGCUGCCUCUUUCCUCCUGAUGUUCACCUGCAUCGUGCACAGGGCGUCACUGGGUUACAAGCAGAGCUACCUGUUAUCUGGCGAUUCGCUGAGUGACUACAGCCGGAUGGUGUUUUGUGGUUGGGAUUUCUGCAUCUCACAGCCGGGAGCGGUGUUCCUCCGUCACCGCAGCCUCGCGCAGGAGCUGAGGAUGUCGUUGGAAGAGGAACAAAUGCGGAAAGUUCAGGCAGAGCGAUCGGGGCUGCAGCUCUGUCAGUUGGUAUUCUGCCGCAUCCUACUGACCACCCUCACCCUGCUGAUCAUCGGCGGAGCGUUCUACGCCAUAUUCCUGGCCACUGAGUUCUCCCAGACACAAUCGCGGGACGGGUUCCAGGGUCUACUGAUUGAAUAUCUGCCAUCCAUCGUCAUCACAACUGUCAACCUGUUCACCCCUCCCCUGUUCCAGCUGCUUGUCACCUGGGAAAGGUACAGCACCGCCACUGAAAUCAAGCUCACCCUUCUCAGGUGUGUGUUUCUGAAGCUGGCUAGCCUCGGUGUCCUCCUGUACUCCCUGUGGAACCAGAUCACCUGUCAAGGAUACCCUGAGACCGACCCGCGAUGCAAGCACUGUGGGUACAACUACCAACAGUACCAGUGCUGGGAGACAAAGGUGGGACAGGAGAUGUACAAGUUGGUGAUUUUUGACUUCCUCAUCGCCCUGUCUGUCAUCAUCUUUGUGGAUUUCCCUCGCAAGAUGCUAGUGGAGUUCUCGGGUCUGGGGCUGAUACGGCGCUGGGGUGCACAGGAAUUCACGGUACCACAGAACGUACUGGAUCUGGUGUACGGACAGGCACUCUGCUGGUCUGGGACCAUAUACUCCCCCCUCCUGCCCCUCCUGCACACCUGCAAACUGAUCAUCCUCUUUCAGCUGAAGAAGCUCACCCUGUUCACGAAUUGUCAGCCCGACAAACGCAUUUUCCGAUCGAGCAGUGCCGUCGCCUUCUUCCUCUUCGUGCUGGCAAUGGGCUUCCUGAUCUCGCUUGUACCUCUGAUCUACACGCUCACCUCGAUAUCUCCCUCAAGAGCCUGUGGCCCAUUCCGCCACCUUCUCACCAUCUGGGAUGUGGUUCCGGGGGCGGUGAAUCACCUUCCUGACGUCCCUCGCUCCUUCCUGCACUUCCUGGGAUCCCUCGCUUUCCUCAUUCCCCUCUUCGCCCUGUCCAGCAUUGUCCUGCUUUUUCUGGUGGUCCGAGAUGUAGGCUACAAGCGCACCAUCGCCCAGCUGAAAGUCCAACUUCGACAGGGGGGGCGCGACAAGCAAUUCCUGCUGCAGAAAAUUGCUGCCCUCAGCCAUCCUCACUCAUGAUUCCGUGGAAGAGGACUGUUAAGGAUUGGCGUGAUUUCUCCAGUUGGGAGUAGCACUGUACUUUGAGCAAUCAAACCCUUCCCUCCAUUGUUAUGUCAUCCGUAUGCUUAUCUAAAUGUAUCCUACCCUUGGGAAGGACGUCCCACACCCACCACUUCUCUGUGUAUAAAACCUAUCUUUGACAUUCCCCUGCCCCCUAUACCUUCCUCCAAUCAUCUUAAAAUUUUACCCCCUUGAAUUUGCAAUUUCCACUCUGGGGAAAAGUCUCUGGACUGUCCACUCAACCUGAGCCUCUUAUCAUCUUGUACACUUCUAUCUCAUGGUCCUUCACUCCAGAGAAAAGCCUUAGCUCACUAUCCGCAUAAAGCAAUACUCUAAUCCGGGCAGCAUUCUGGUAAAUCUCCUCUGCACCCUCUCUGAAAUUCCCACAUCCUAUAAUCUGGCCUGAAGGUGUCUAACCAGGGUUUUAUAGAACUGCAAUGUUAUCUCACAGUUCUUGAACUCAAUCCUUGACUAACGAAGGCCAACACCCUAUUUGCCUUCUUGACCACUCUAUGCCAAAAAUGCUGCCACUAACCUUGUACUCUGCAAAUUUGACCUUCCGAAGUGAAUCAUUUCACUCUUGCAGGUUGAACUCCAUCUGCACUACAUCUUGUCGAUGUCCUGUUGUAAUCCUGAGCACCAACUGUUGCAACCGUCCGUAUUAACCACAAGAUCACCACCCUGACACAGCCACAUUGCCCUGAUUUUAAACACUAUCUGAUCGCUCCUAACCUGAGAUUACAUGAUUACAUAAUGUAGGUGAGACAGCCACAGAAUCUAUGGUCACCUGAAGUUGAUGAAGUUAAGAAUGCACAGUAUGAUAAAUACUGCAAUCAGAUAGAACACUGCAAAGUGUUUCUGGGCACAAAGAAUAGAAAAGGGACAUAAAUAUUUUUGACACUGCCUAUGUGGGCAGCUCCCUUUCCCACUUGCAGAGUGCAGAGCCCCUGGACCUGGUGUGUAUGGAUUUCCUGUCCAUAGAACCCGAUGCCAGCAACACGGCAAAUGUCAUGGACCACUACACCAGGCACUUUCUACCAAGGACCAGAGGGCUUCCACAGUGGCCAAAGUGUUAUGGGAGAAGUGUGUAGUUAAUUAUGGGCUUCCCAGGUGGAUAGUGAUCAGGGACAGGAUUUCGAGAGCAGGCUCAUCCUGCAUGAUUGGAGUGAAGAAGUUGAGGACCAACCCCUAUCAUCUGCAGGGUGAUCCCCAGCCCGAGAGGUUUAAUCAGACCUUGCUAGACAUGCUCGGGACCCUGGAGAAGGUGGAGUCCACAUAUUGGACAUCUGGUUCAUUGUUUCAACUGUACCCAAAAUGAAGAUACUGGCCAUAUUAUCUGAUGUUUGAGCAUGAGGCAAGGUUGCCCAUUGACCUUUGUUUUGGAACUGACAAGGGUGACUUACCAUCAAAGACAUCUGAAGUAAGCGUCUGAUAUGAGAAGGGAGCUGAUAAAAGCUUAUGAAUUAGCUGAGGUUGCAGCUGCCAAGCAGAAUCAAGGAAAUAAGAGGUAUGAUGAAAAAGUGAGGUUCUCCCAACUCCUGCUGGGAGACUGAGUCCUCAUAGAGAAUUUGGGGCUCCCUGGGAAGCAUAAGUUGGUUGACUGCUGGGCAGCUACGCCCUAUGUAGUGAAGAGUCAGGUGCCCAACGUACCAGUUUUCCGGGUGAAACCAGAGGAUGGGAAUGAGCCUGGCAAGAUUCUCUGCCUCUGCGACAAGAGGUACAGGUUGACCCAGAGCCAGACCUGGACUCUGCGGUGACAUGGGACGACUGCAGGGUCCACAGCAGGAGAGAUCAGGUCGGCCCCCGCUCCUGAGAGGGAUACUGAUUUGGAGAAUGAGGUCCUAGAUGUGUGGUAUACGCCACCUUUCGCUAACUCCCCAUUGAUUGAGGAAGAGACUCCCGGCCCUUCUCCCAUUGGGACAGGUGAGGUGUGUGGGCAGCCUGGGUUGCAGCGGGACCUUGCAAGGGGUGAAGUGGGGAUUGGCCAUGGGACAGAGGGGUCUAAUUUGCAGGUGGGCACGAGUGAUAGGCUGGGGGAGGCCUUACCAGGUAAACCAGAAGUAUCCCCAGUAGUGUUGGAACAUGAAGAGGUAGCUGUGGGGGAACGGAGGUCUCAGAGAAUUAGGAGACCACCAGAUAGGCACUGAGGGAACAUGUUUUGCAGGAAGUGUUGGCGUGAGGACAUGACUAAAUUUGGUGGGGAGAGAGUGUUAUGCCUUGGGAAAGGUUUCACUGCUAAUGUAAUGGUUUCUCUGUAGCAGCAGUGUUUGGGUUAAUACUAGAGAUAACAGAGGCUUUGGAAUAUGCGCAGUCCAAUGAGGGGAGUGUGUCCGAGAGUGAGGGAUUCGUGGGUUUUUGUUUGGUGGAAGAUGGAGAGAGAAGGCGGCAGGACAGAGAGGUCGUAACCUGCAGGACGGAGAGGACUUGGAAUGUGGUUGGGAGACACCGAUGCCCGGGGGAAAUAACGAACCAUGAGCUCCAACGUGUGUAUUAGACUAUUUCAUUAAAAUGUUUACUAUCCCUUUAGUCAAAUUAGGAAAUAUAAAGCUCAAUCAUUUAAAUGCA
Messenger RNA from Hypanus sabinus (Atlantic stingray), 4844 nucleotides. RefSeq names its product transmembrane channel-like 4 (gene tmc4). Gene Ontology annotation, molecular function: mechanosensitive monoatomic ion channel activity. The transcript has 16 exons. Gene Ontology annotation, cellular component: plasma membrane. The coding region runs from base 153 to 2237 and encodes 694 amino acids. The record is from RefSeq and is a predicted model, not a curated record. Lineage: Eukaryota; Metazoa; Chordata; Chondrichthyes; Myliobatiformes; Dasyatidae.